AUGACCGAAGGUCUUGGUGAAGAAAAGUACUUUGCCAUGCUUGGAAAUAUAAAAAAUUCUAUUCUACCAACAAGAGAAGAAACCCUAUCGCUGAUCAAGGAGGUCCAAAAGGUAUUUGAGUCUGAGCCAAAUAUUCUGCAUAUAGAUACCUCAGUCAAUGUCGUUGGCGAUGUGCAUGGCCAUUUCUAUGAUGUGUUGAACAUGUUGAGCCUAAUGGAGGAUCCAUCAGAAAAGACAUAUCUAUUUCUUGGAGAUUAUGUUGAUAGAGGAUACAACUCCGUUGAUCUUAUUCUUCUCCUGUUUCUAUACAAAAGACUUUACAAAGGCAAUCUGUAUCUGCUAAGAGGAAACCAUGAAACACGCAUGCUCUCCUCGGUUUAUGGAUUUAAGGAGGAGUGUGUGCGGAAAUACGACCUUGUUGUGUACUGGAGGAUUUGCGAAGCCUUCCAAUACCUUCCUGUUGCAGCAAUAGUCUUAAGGAAAUACUUCUGCGUACACGGUGGGUUAGUUCCUGGCAUGUCUUUAGACUUCAUAAUGAAACAUGACAGAGUAGGAGAGAUCACAGAGAUAAACGAUAUCUUAUGGAGUGACCCGGAUGAAACGCCUGGGUUUCGGAAGAGCCAAAGGGGUGCUGGAUAUUUAUUUGGAGAGGAUGUCCUGAAAAACUUCCUUAAUGAGCAUGGUCUAUCCCACUUUGUCCGAUCUCAUCAACUGGUUAAUGACGGUUAUAAAGCAUACUUUGGCGAGAAGCUGUACACUGUGUGGGGAGCCCCGAACUACUGCUAUUCUUCUGGUAAUAUUGCCUGUGUUAUGGCUAUUGAUGAGAGCGGCCAUGAUUUUAGAUUGUUUGAUAGAUGCGAGGAACAAUACAAAGAAAUCCCAAUGAGAUACGACUUCUUUAAUGGGUGA
Molecule: messenger RNA, 909 nt
Organism: Encephalitozoon romaleae SJ-2008
Lineage: Eukaryota; Fungi; Microsporidia; Unikaryonidae
Product: Ser/Thr protein phosphatase PP4
Exons: 1
Coding region: 1-909 (302 amino acids)
Biological process (GO): double-strand break repair via homologous recombination; peptidyl-serine dephosphorylation
Cellular component (GO): nucleus; cytoplasm
Molecular function (GO): protein serine/threonine phosphatase activity
Source: RefSeq, a predicted model, not a curated record